This is a messenger RNA of Chanos chanos (milkfish), 1089 nucleotides long. RefSeq lists its product as uncharacterized. The record is from RefSeq and is a predicted model, not a curated record. The coding region runs from base 167 to 1072 and encodes 301 amino acids. NCBI's taxonomy places the organism in Eukaryota, Metazoa, Chordata, Actinopteri, Gonorynchiformes, Chanidae. The transcript is spliced from 4 exons.
AAAACCUGCACAGUUACCUGAUGACCAAACCUCUCCUCCAGCCCAGACCAGCACCUCAGCUGUGAGCUCAAAGCCUUCACACGUGAGAAGCUCAGUAGGUGCUCUGGAGACACUCAGUUCAAACCCCUCUCACCGGAGAGAGCUGGAUCACCCAGGAGACACAGAGAUGAAGCUGGAAUCACCGGAAUUGCUUGCAGAUCCAGUUUCAGCUGAGAUGAUGAGAGAGUGUGUGGAGAACCUUGGCCCAUACAGCCAAACCCUGGCCAACGCGGGACGAACAAUCGUGAACCACGUGAUCAGCAACUGCACCAGUGCGACUGUGAGGUCCUGGCUUCAGCAAGAGAGAAACAAUGUACUGUUUCUCAACUACGUGCGGUACAUGAAUGUGCAGUUUAAGAGCUACCAGGCCGAGAUGGAAAAGAAGCUUCAUUAUGGACUGAUCCACAUUGUGUUUGUGGCUCAUGGGAAGAUCACUGGGAAACCAGUGCCUGCCUGUUGCCUCUUACCGCUGAACUCCAUUGACCAUGUCGUCCUCUACUCUCCGUGGAACUGCUCCAUCGAUGCUAAAGCUGCAGCUGGCAUUGCACUGGGGACCAUUACCCCUGACAAGAGGGUUUUUAAUCCCGCUGAAAACACUCCAAACCCCAUACCACAGGGCUGGAAUUUCAUACGUCAAGCUGGAGAAACUCUGAUUCCAGAAAUCAUCGUGUCUCCAGUGACAAGCAAUGAACCUGUGUGGCAGAUAUUCAGUGAGAUUAAAAAUUCAGGCUUUUGGCACGAAAACCGCCUCCUUAUCCCGUACGUUGUCCAAGAGGAGAACUCGUACUUAUCACCAGAAAUCCCACUCCACCUCCUUCUCCUCGCCCUGUCUUGUGCUCUUCCAGUCUCGGUGAAGAUCAGGUUCCACUUGGCUGCAUGUCUGAAUCGCACGGAAGAUGUAACAGACCGGCAGAUGCUGCAGCAGUAUGCCUGGACACCUGACCGCACCGUCAUGUCCGCAAAUUUAGACCAAACCAUCCAAAACCCAAGGCUAUUCGAAGCGUUUCAGUCCAUGUUUGGUGUCGCUGGCUGACGCACUUUUUACACAGC